AUGUCCAGAGGGACAUCUGUCCUCUCCGUCCUGGUGCUGACGGGGACUCUGAGACUGUCUGCAGGAAACCCUGUGUCUGCUGUGAAUGGAGCUGAGGACGUCUACGAGACAAAGGAGCACUCCAACGUCUCUCUGACAUGGACCUUCAUGGUUCCCAGUGACCAGCCCCACAACUUCCUGCUGAUAGAUCUGCUGGCUGUGAAGCCACUGAGGAGGAUUUAUCUGUACGACAGCACGGAGGCUGAGCCGUACACAGAUGUUUCCUACAGAGGUCGACUGCAGUGUGACGUCCAGCUCGCCAGAGGACGGAUUGAAUGUCUCCUGAAGGAUCUGAGGCUCAGCGACGCCGGAACGUUUCAGUGGGUCGUCGUCGCCGAUGGAAAGAGUCGCCACAGGAAGUGUGAGCUCAGAGUCACAAAAUCUAUGCAUCAAACUCAUGAGGAGAAUCCAAAUCCAGCAGGUCGGGGAAGAAUCGGAUUUUAUUGUGGUUCUGUUAGCAGCACGAUCCAGCAGGUGACCAGCGUCAAGCUCCUGUUGGAAACAGUUGGUCUGGUCAGCAGUGAGAAACAGCAGCUGUUGGUGCUGGAGAAUCAGCUCCAACAGCCGGGGGUCAACAGCAGCACCGGCUGUUGA
Messenger RNA from Nematolebias whitei (Rio pearlfish), 633 nucleotides. RefSeq lists its product as uncharacterized. The transcript has 5 exons. Bases 1 to 633 code for a protein of 210 amino acids. The record is from RefSeq and is a predicted model, not a curated record. NCBI's taxonomy places the organism in Eukaryota, Metazoa, Chordata, Actinopteri, Cyprinodontiformes, Rivulidae.